AUGUUAGCAUUGUGGUGGAGUUGCCAAAGCGCAAGUCCUCCAGAAGUCUGCUUAGAUGGGCCCGUAAGUCUCCUUCAAUGGUCGCGUCCGAGUACCGAGUUGGACGAUGACACCUUUGGAGCCUUCGUGCCUGUGGAUGGAGGUACUGGCCGCACCUGCAGGGCUGUGGAGGCCGAUGAGGCCGCCAAUACCGACACCGACAGGGAGAUCUUUUCCGCGGCCAAUAUCGGUGCCUGCAAGAUGUUGUGUCAAGGGACGCUCGGCUGUGUGGGCAUUAACUACCACGCGCCCUCGACGCACUGCGAGCUCUGGAGCUCGGUCGAGUUGACGAGUGAAGCUUCUGUGAACCAUACCUGCCUGCGUUUCGCCCAGGACGCGGACUUCUUGCCCGUCCACGGUGGCAGCCAUCGUGCCUGCGGGGAGGACGCGGAGCACGCAUACUUGGUGGAGAAGUCCCUUUCUCUAAGUCAUUGCGAGAUGUCAUGCAAAGAAAACAAGACCUGCGUGGGGGUGGAGUAUGGGCGUGGCGGUUCCUGCAAGCUGUGGACGAGUUUCAUGGACGUCCAGUCUUCAGUGCAAAGGGAUGGCUCCACCUGCCUCAAAAAAGAGUUCACUCAUGUGGACAGCGAGAAAGGGGUGGCCUGCGCAAGCUCCGACCACGAGCCCAAAUCCAUCAUGCAGAUUUCAGUCACGAGCUUGGAGGCGUGCAAAGAGACCUGUCGGCAAACGCUCGGUUGCAUGGGCCUGGACUUCAGUGUCGGCCGAUGUGACAUUUGGACGGGCUUGGGUGGAAUACAAGCAGGUGAAGAAAUCGAAGACCACGUGUGCUUAAGACACCAUGGACACUUGGCGCCCCCUGCUGCCAGCGAGAAGCAGCGGAAUGCUCGCUUCUUGAUUAGAGCCACCUUCGGCCCCACAUUGAAAAGCCUUGAGGAGCUGAAAGUGGGGGAAGAUGCCUGGAUCGACGAGCAAAUGGCACUUCCACCAAGCCUUCAUCGCGUCUACUACCGUCAGCGGACGAACCCUGGGCAUACCUUAGCCACGGCACAGUCGGUUGAGUGGCGCUCGAGGUGCUCCAGAGGAUCCAGGUGGGCCAACUACGCCAUUCUGCCGCAUGAUCACCAGCAGCCCAUCACGGUGGAGAACAACCAGAUCUUCAUCAAUGGCUCGUUUCGCAGCGACAUUGAUGUCAACUAUGCGCAGAAUGGUCUGCAACCACCGCUGAGGUGCAGCGAAUUGCCUCCGACAGAGUACCAGGAGAAGAAAGUGUCCUGUGCCAGCCAACGUUUGGAGAUGUUGAGAAACAAAAGGUGCAACCAGGAUCCCGUCUGGGUGGAGGAUCAGAGCUGCCAGCAAUCCUGCUUCGACAUCGGUCUCCCUUAUUCGGGCGACGAUUGCUCUUUGGGUUGGGCCUCCUUCCGCUUCACGGGCUACGUUUGUGACUCCGAACCUUUUGUAGGAGGGAUGGUGCAGUUGAGCCAGAAUGAAGACUGCGUUGUCACCGUGCGCUUGUUGAAUCCUCGAGUCUGGAAGUCCGAUGCAAAUGUGGUCAGUGGUGGCAUGAGCUUCGACAUCUUCAAGCCUGGCAUCUUGCUGUUGAACGAGACCAAAAUGGAGUGCAACUUAGGGCGAAUGAUUCGUGCAGACGUGGAGGAGCCAGGCCGCUUCUACGUGCUCGACGACCGGCUCGAGCUGCUGGAGAACACCUUGUCAUCCCCGACGACAAGGAACAGUGCAGGGUCCAGCUGUUCAACAGUGCCCAGGAGCUUUCUCAAUGAGGACUCUUGCAGGUUGCUGCCAGGCUGCAGCCCUUUGACGCAAGAGCUCUUGUUGGUCCCACUGACGGUGGAGCAUCUCUCGCAAUUCCACACAGUUGGGGGCAGGUAUGUCUACGUGGUCUCUGGUUUGCGUGCCACUGCUUCGCCGUGUGACAAGAUCUCCAGGUGGAAGAAACUGAGCUGUGGCGCAGGCUGCACAGCAUCCUCCCUGGAGGGCGGAAUUGGCGAGCAGCUGUCACUUGCAUUGGCGAACGAGGAGCAGCAAGGAGAUGUGCGUGACAUCGACGUCUUUUGCUCGGGAGUGGAUCCGGGCGUGACCGUUCAGGUUCGUGAGGACUUCUUUCAGCACGUCCAUGGAGAUGAGAACAACGUUUACGACUUCACCGAUUGGGUUCUCCAUCAUCCUGGCGGGCCCUCACGAAUCACGCAGUUUGCAAGCACUGGCUUCAUUUUGGCCUUCCCCUCAUGGCAUGGCAUGGACCGGUGGGACCGUGGUUUGGCCGCAGAAGUGGUUCAGCCGAACUUCGUUGGAAGAUAUGGAGAGACGGUCUACUUCCACAACCUCCCAGAGUCCAUGCAGACGCCGACUAUGGCGUCGUUCUUGGGCGAGUCGAAGCAGGAUCUGACGUUCUCAGAAGUCUGUGGCUCUCCUGGGGAAGUUGCCAAUGACCCGUGGCGUGGACACCAGUAUACCUUCCUCCAGGAUCACCAUGGCGAUUCCAACAUCGACGGUGACACCGACUUCGCCAUGAUCGAUAGACUGGGUAAGACGACUGUAUGGACUAUGCAUGCGCUCUAUGCCAAAGACCAGCUGCGCCAACGCAUGGCCUGGGCCUUGGCACAGAUCUACGUCAUUCGUGCACAGCAUGACCCGGAGGUGGAGGCGUGGGUGAACUAUUACGACAUCUUCGUGCGCCACGCCUUCGGGAACCUCCGCGAUAUCCUCCGCGAAGUCACCUACAACGCUGAGAUGGGAGGCUUUUUGAACGCCCGAGGGAACCGGGCCAAGGAUCGCACUGGCAGGGAACCCAACGAGAACUACGCUCGCGAGGUGAUGCAAUUAUUUACCAUAGGCCUUUGGAAACUGAAUCCGGAUGGCUCUUGGAAGUUGAAUGAGGAAGGUGAACCCAUCGCCAGCUAUGGGCAAGAGGACAUCAUGAACUUCGCCCGGGUGUUCACUGGCCUCGACUACAACAUCCGCAGGGGCAAUAUAGAACACACCGACGGUAGGAACAGGAUUGAUCCGAUGAGAAUGAAUGAGUGGCACCAUGACAUCUACCCCAAGACGAACCUCAAUGGCGGCUACCUUGGGGAUGGCUACCCCAUUUGCUCCGAAGCGCCAGAAGGCUCAUUUCUGGCACAGGGCGCGCGCUACAACUUCGUGGGUAAGGAGUUGCCCGGAGAGGAUUUCAAGGUGCUUCGCCUCGAGCCCACCUCCGAGCUCUACCAAGCCCUUUGCUUCGCAAGCUCAGGGAGCUCGGGUCACUGCAGGUACAAUCUCACGGUCCAGUUGGCAGACACGCUGGCUUGUCAUGGAGCGGAAUGCACGCUGGAAGCGAAGGAGGUCAAAUUCCUGAAUGUUUCAGGUGGAUUCUACGAAUAUUUGGAGCCCACUUGUGUGAACUUGUACUUCUUCUCUGGAAUGUACUCACGACACGGGGGCGAAAACUGGGCGACAGACGCCCAAUGCCGCGAUGUGGAGCACGAGAAGAUGGGAUUUGAGUGCUGCGAUGGAUGUUUCAAAUGGUUUCGCACCGAUGAGAUGAGAGCCAAGGGUUUGCAUUGUCAUAGUUAUCGCGCGUGGCCUGAGAUGUAUACAGAGAAGUGCAACCACGACCCUGACUGGAGCUACCAUAAAUAUUGCGAACUCCAUUGUUGGGAGAGGGGAGUUGGCUACGGCUACAACUGCUCCUAUGGUAAAUUCGUUGGGGUACGGCCAUGUCAAUACAGACGCGAGUUUGUGUCCUUCAAGGAAGCCCAGGCGCGUUGCAAAGCGCUGGGGCUGCCCUUGUGUCGGAGGAACCUGCGAGGCAAGGGUUGUGAUUAUGACCGAGCGCAUGUUUGGAUUGACGAAGCAUGCACAGAGCAAGUGGUGGUAUAUCCAGAUGGAACCGUUAGCUCCAAUUCUACGAAGCUCAGCAAGUUCAACCCCUUCUCGGUGAACUGGAAGGAUGGCCGUUGGCCAAAGGUACAGGAGGGAUUUUGCCCAGGUGGUUGCUUUGCGGUUGGAACAGUUUGCUCGUGUAACGUGACGUUGGAAGUUCGACCAGUUUUCGCGACUACUCCCACGGCAUCUGAGCUGGCAAAACUGAAGAUCGGCGCACACCCUCCCACUGAAGAUCGGUGUACCAGCUGUGGUGGUGAAGUGCGUGCCUACGGGUCUGGCGAUGCAAAUACAGUUUUUGAGUAUCAGGGCAACUUCUACAGCAACAAGGAAAAUCUGGUGGUCUUCCACGGCGGCUUUGAGUUCAGAAACCCGCCGGUCUUCAUGCCCAGGAGCGGUGCGCGCCCAAGGCAUGCCUUGGCAGAGGUGGAGGAGCUUCUCGACCAUCUCUUCCACCACCCAAAUACAGCCCCCUUCAUCAGCCGCUUGCUGAUCCAGCGCUUUGGCGCCAGCAGUCCCUCUCAGGAAUACAUCCUUGCUGUGGCCAAUGCAUUCAAGACAGGAAGCUACAAUGGGAAGACCUACUCUGGUCGCUAUGGAGACCUGGCAGCGACCCUUGCAGCGAUUCUGCUGCACCGUGAGGGCGGGUCGCCUUUGGCCCGCACGGAGGGCGCGCUUCGGGAGCCCAUUCUGAAACUGGUUCAUUUGAUGCGCUCGUUGGAGUAUAGAGACCUCAAGGACCGGCCAGUGGUUUUGGGGGACCUCCAGGACUUGAUGGGACAAUUGCCGUAUGCCGCUCCAACGGUCUUCAACUUCUACCAUUCAGACUACCGGCCUGACAGCUUUCCCGAGCGAAUGGCCGCGCCGGAGUUCGAAAUCUUCGACCCACCGAGAAUCGUCAACUUCAUGAAUGGGAUGAUAUCCCUGGUGGACAGUGGGCUGAGCAACUGUUGGCGUGGCUUUGGUCGCCCUGCUGAAGCAUGCAAAGCCGGAGAGUUGGAAGCAGAAAAUUUGGAUUGCAUUGGUGACACGCUCGAACAGCUGGAUUUGCUGCUCACUGGUGGGCGAUUGCAGCAGUCGCAGUCGAUGUUGAAGGGGCGCGCGCUCGUCAAAGACUCCUAUGAGCGUCAUGGGGCGGACCGGUACAAGGCUGCGCAGAAGGCCAUCCUCUUCAGCGCAGAGUUCAACGUGAUCGGCAACCCCUUGCCUCAGGGUCUUCGCCCAGCACUGAAUCCCCAGCCCCCGCAGACUCCCAUGAAGGACUACAAGGCUGUGGUCUUGCUCUAUUUGAGUGGCGGUGUGGACAGUUUCAACAUGUUAGUGCCCAUGGAUUGCCCUCUUUAUGAGGAGUACCUGGAGGCUCGCGAGGACGUUGCACUGGAUGUGGGCGAGCUGCACAAGAUCACUGCCGCAAACCAGGUAUGUUCCACUUUUGGCUUGCAUCCGAUGUUGACCGCUUUCAAGGAGCUGUACGAUGAAGGGCAUUUAGCCUUCGCAGCCAAUGUUGGCUCAUUAGCAGAGCCCGUAAACAAGACAUCCUACCUCCACAGCGACAAGAAGAAGUGCGUGGCUGGGCAGCUUCCCACGAUGUCCUUCUCCAUGGACGGGUAUGCCAUUUGGCCAAGUGGCCGCGAGACCAUCCCGAACAUCGUUGGCACCUCGCAUGUGAGUCUGAGACAGCGAGAGCAGCUACAGGCGGUGGUGGACAACAUCACAAGCAUCCGACAUGAAAACUUCUACUUUGAGGAGUACAACCGACGUGUGGCUGCAGCUUUGCAACUUGAUGCCGACCUCACAAAGUACCUCAGGAACUCGCUCUUGAAGACCAGCUUCGAGGCGAACGAUUUCGACUUGACCCGGCAGCUACGGCAGGUGGCACGGCUGAUUGCGGUGCGGGAGAAGCGGCAAGUGCAACGAGAUGUGUUUUUCGUUCGACAGGAAGGAUAUGAUCAUCAUACCUCAUUGAAAACCUUUUUGGAUCGAAAGUUCAGCGAGUUGAACCAUGCGCUGACGCAGUUCACACAGGAGCUCAAGGCUCAAGGCGUUUUUGAGUCUGUGGUCCUGGCAACACAGUCAGACUUCGCACGGACCUUGACGCCGAACAGCCAGAGGGGCACCGACCAUGGCUGGGCAGGGCAUUAUGUGCUCCUGGGCGGAGGCAUCAAAGGUGGUCAGAUCUUCAACCAGUAUCCCAGCAGCUUGAAACUGGACUCUGAGCUCGACCUAGGUCGAGGCCGCUUGGUCCCAAAGCACCCCUAUGAGAACUUUUUGGUGCCGAUAGCAGAGUGGAUGGGGGUGGAGCUGUCGCAGAUGAAGGAGUCAGUGGAUCUGGGUGAACAGAAGAGAGGUUUGGAAACAUGGGCUGCCCAAGGAUGUGGAUGUCUUCCCGAACUUCUUCAGAUUCAAUCGAAGCAACCACAUUCAGGUUUCAGAUUUGUUCCGGAGCUGAUGCCGAACAAAUGA
This is a messenger RNA of Durusdinium trenchii, 6345 nucleotides long. The record is from the annotation of a GenBank genome assembly. NCBI's taxonomy places the organism in Eukaryota, Dinophyceae, Suessiales, Symbiodiniaceae.